Molecule: messenger RNA, 1268 nt
Organism: Impatiens glandulifera
Lineage: Eukaryota; Viridiplantae; Streptophyta; Magnoliopsida; Ericales; Balsaminaceae
Product: alpha-ketoglutarate-dependent dioxygenase abh1-like
Exons: 5
Coding region: 210-1121 (303 amino acids)
Biological process (GO): oxidative RNA demethylation
Cellular component (GO): cytoplasm; nucleus
Molecular function (GO): oxidative RNA demethylase activity; broad specificity oxidative DNA demethylase activity; ferrous iron binding
Source: RefSeq, a predicted model, not a curated record
UCCUUCUCCGUGGGUUUUAACAGACCUCGCAUCCCCUGUUUUCCUAUAGGAUUCUCCAGUCGAGUUUAUAUACCAGGAAAUAUAAGCUGCGACGCUUCAUAUUCCGGCGAUUCUACACCUCCGUCGUCAGUUUAUCCGUUAACAGGUGGGUAAGGAUUGUGUAUUUCUUGAAUGUUUCUGGUGUUGAAAAGUAAGUAGAUUCAUCGGCAAUGGAUGUCAAGAGUGAUCAUAUUCCUAGUUGCAAUUGCUUUGGUAACUGUCAAACUGAGAUUGAAAUUUUUGCACGGCGCCGGCUUGGAUAUGAAUCUACUAGAAGAGGAAAUAGAAGUGCAGAGAAGAAUCCUUAUCCGGUUGAGUAUGAACAUCUCGAUAUCUGUUCUAUUGAUAGAAGUGCAGUCGUAGAAGAAGGAAUUGAAGUAAAACAUUUGAAGGAACGAGAUGCGAAAAUACUCAGGCCUGGCAUGGUUCUGCUGAAACAUUACCUCACAAUCGACGAACAGGUUCAAAUUGUGAAGGAAUGUCGAGAAUUGGGAGUUGGGCGUGGUGGAUUUUUCCAGCCCACAUUUAGAAAUAGAUCUAAGCUUCAUUUGCAAAUGAUGUGUCUCGGUCUACACUGGGAUCACGAAACAAGAAUAUACAGUGAAAGUCGAUCAUUGGAUGGUGUAAAACCAGCUAGUAUUCCAUUUGAAUUUAAUUCAAUGGUUAAAAGAGUUAUGAAAUAUUCCCAUAAUUUAAUAGAGGAAGAGACCAAAGAAAUCAACCCAGAAAGGAUACUUCCUCGUCUUAGUCCAGAUGUUUGCAUCGUUAACUUCUACACAACAACCGGUCGACUAGGUCUGCACCAGGACCGUGAUGAAAGUAAAACGAGUCUUAGAAGAGGAUUACCAGUUGUCUCCUUCUCGAUUGGCGAUUCUGCAAAGUUUUUGUAUGGGGAUACGAGGAUCAUUGAAGAUUCUGAGGAAGUAGAGCUUGAAUCUGGUGAUGUUUUGAUAUUUGGUGGCGAAUCUAGACAUGUUUUCCAUGGAGUGUCAACCAUUCUUCCCAAUUCAGCCCCUACUUCUCUCUUGAAGAAAACUAAUCUUCUUUCUGGACGUCUCAAUCUCACUUUCAGGCAGAAUUGAUGAAUAAGGUGUGUUUAUUAAAUUUUUUAAGAAAUUGAAAUGGUGUUUAUGAAGUUUUUAUAACUGUAAUUUUACUAGCAAAAUGCAAAUGCUCAUGUAAUCUAGAACUUCUACUCAGUGCAGCUUAAGAAACAGAUCUCACCUUCU